AGUGAAAGCUACACUAAAUGCCCACAUCUCUCCAAGUAUGGCUGCUAUUCACUGUAUAUCAACAUCUAUCUCAACAUAAUCAAGUAAUUCUUGCACCAAUGCCAUGAAAUCCACCAUUUUUCUCUGAGCACAAAGCCUCAGAUCUUGUGAAAGAAGAAGCAGAAUGACAAAGUUUGAGCAGUUGCCGGAGGAUGUGGUGGCAGAGAUCUUAUCAAGGCUGCCUGUCAAGUCCCUUCUGCAGUGCAAGUCAGUGCGCAAGAACUGGUGCACUCUCAUUCAAAACCCAUCUUUCAUUGCAAAGCACCACCACAAUCCCAACAAUGCCCCACUUUCCUUCGUUCACCAUUACUCUCUCGACGCCAUGAAAUCUGGGUUUUCAUUGUUCCAUGAACAAACCCAAUUCCUCGCCUCCCAUUCCUACCAAGAUUACACCAAAACUCGGGCUUCCGUGUGGGAAAUAAACGGCCCGCUAAACGGGCUGUUUUCUCUGUACAAUGAUGAAGAAGAGGUGACUCUUUGGAACCCUGCUACUAGGGAGGCCAAAUCUCUCCCAGUUUCAUACCCACCAGUUUCUGCCUCGUUUCGUAUGAAUUCUUAUAAAUUAGGAUUUGGGAUGGACCCAUCAAGCGGCGAAUAUAAAGUUGUUUGGAUAAGGGACUAUUGGGAUCCAAUCUUGGAUGGUUGGCAUUCAUCUUCAAUUAUUUCAGUUUAUACACUCACCACUGAUUCCUGGAAACACUCUGAAGAAUUUAAGAUCUGCAGCCGCCUAAUCGGUAAGUCUUGUUGUAACACAUACUUGGAUGGGUUUUACUACUGGAGAGCAAACAACAAUGGGAAGAUCAUUUCAUUCGACAUGGGGAAUGAGGUUUUUGGGGAGAUCCAAACGCCAGAAACGUUCAAAUCCACGCAGGGAGAUUUGGCUUUGUACAAUGAUUGUGUUGCUAUGUUUCUGUAUGAAUCGAUGAAUAUGCAGACAGGCAUUGAUGUAUGGGUUAUGGAUAAGGAAAUGUGUUGGACCAAAAUGGCGAUUCUUGGACCCUUUUCGAAUAUCAAGAGGCCGCUGGGGUAUGGGAAAAAUGGUGAAGUUUUUUUAGAAAUUGUGAAUUCGGAAGUGCACAUGUAUGAUCCUAGGAUCAAGGGAAUCAGGGCUCUUGGACCUAGGAGAAAAGGAUAUUCUUUACAGGCUUCUGUAUUCAAGGAGAGCUUGGUUUCAGUCAAGAGUCUGGUUGCUCAGAAGUGA
Molecule: messenger RNA, 1240 nt
Organism: Ipomoea triloba (trilobed morning glory)
Lineage: Eukaryota; Viridiplantae; Streptophyta; Magnoliopsida; Solanales; Convolvulaceae
Product: putative F-box protein At5g62660
Exons: 1
Coding region: 164-1240 (358 amino acids)
Molecular function (GO): protein binding
Source: RefSeq, a predicted model, not a curated record